AUGUAUCGCGCGCGCUUGUCAAGUCAAUUGAACAGAGGCAUCGCCGCCUCCGUGCGAGCAAGCGCUAGGCCGUUCCGACCGCUUCAGACUCGAUCAUUAGCCAGCGCAGUGAGUGUGCCGAGCGGAAAAGAACCUACAGAGCUUAGUAGCUUGUCCUAUCUACCAAAUGGAAUUCGCGUGGCAUCCGAGGCCCUUCCCGGAAGCUUUGCCGGCGUGGGUGUUUACAUCGAAGCCGGUUCGAGAUAUGAGAACAAUUACUUGAGAGGAGUGAGCCACAUUAUUGAUCGGAUGGCUUGGCGGUCGACGACGACUAAGAGCUUCGAUGAUUUGCAAAUGAUGGCGGAAUCUCUAGGAGGACACAUACAGUGUGUUUCCUCCCGAGAGUCUAUCAUGUACCAGGCCGCCACCUUCAACUCGAACAUUCCUAUCGCAACCGAGUUCCUCGCCGAUACGAUACAAAAUCCCCUACUUCUAGACCGAGAAAUCCAGGCAGAACUUGCGACAGCAGAGUAUGAGAUCGACGAGAUUUGGAAGAGACCAGACUUAAUCAUACCUGAAUUGGUACACAUGGCCGCAUACAAGGGCAACACUCUCGGCAAUCCGUUGUUAAUUCCUAAGGAGCGCAUACCAGAAAUCGACAGUGCGAUCUUGCGCACAUACCGAGACACAUUCUAUCGCCCAGAGAAGAUGGUCAUAGCCUUUGCUGGCAUCCCGCACUCUGAGGCUGUGCAGUUAGCAACUACCUUCUUCGGCGGUAUGAAGGGUUCCGAACGACCGAUCUUGUCACAGACGGGAUCCGAAACCUCUGUCGACUCGUUACCAGACAGUGCCAACGCCUCAACUUCUUCACUAUCAUCUACCUCAUCCUCUUCGCAGUCAUCUGGAUUCUUGUCAAGAAUGCCACUCUUCAAGCACCUCUCUACUUCUGCAAGCCGUAGUGCUUCAGUAUCUAACCAAGCUCUCGCACCGACACUGGAACAACUCGCCAUGCCCUCGCACUACACCGGUGGCUUCGUCGAACUUCCGCCGCAACCUCCUUCUACCAACCCUCAAAAACCCUCACAUACUUACAUUCAGCUUGCAUUUGAAGGAUUGCCUAUUCGAUCAGAUGACAUCUACGCACUUGCAACGCUUAACACUCUCCUCGGCGGCGGCGGAUCCUUCUCAGCCGGCGGACCCGGAAAGGGCAUAUAUUCAAGACUGUACACCAAUGUGCUCAAUCAGUACCACUGGGUCGAGUUUUGUCAAGCCUUUAACCAUUCUUACACCGAUUCCGGACUGUUUGGUAUCGCCGCUCAGUGCAAACCUGAACGAACGCAAGACAUGCUCAACGUCAUGUGCCAGGAGUUGAAGGCGCUUACUAUAGAUACUGGUUUUGCCGGCCUGAAAGAGGCAGAGGUCGAGCGCGCCAAGAAGCAGCUGCGUUCCAGUCUGCUAAUGAACCUCGAGAGCCGAAUGAUCGAGCUGGAGGAUCUAGGCCGACAGGUACAGGUGCACGGGUACAAGAUACCGGUACAAGAGAUGUGCCGAAAGAUAGAGAAGCUAACAGUCUCUGACUUGCGUCGGGUGGCGAACGAGGUUAUGGGAGGACUGGUACAGAACAAGGGUAAAGGAAGCGGUUCUCCAACCGUGGUAAUACAAGAGGUACAGGAUCCUCUCGGGUCUAGGAAGCAUGCAUCCUGGGAAGAGAUCCAGGACAAGAUCUUCAAAUGGGGUUUGGGUAGACGAUGA
Annulohypoxylon truncatum is the source of this 1731-nucleotide messenger RNA. RefSeq names its product peptidase M16 inactive domain-containing protein. Gene Ontology annotation, molecular function: metal ion binding. The transcript is spliced from 2 exons. Gene Ontology annotation, cellular component: mitochondrion. The record is from RefSeq and is a predicted model, not a curated record. Bases 1 to 1731 code for a protein of 576 amino acids. Lineage: Eukaryota; Fungi; Ascomycota; Sordariomycetes; Xylariales; Hypoxylaceae.